AUGGAAGCCAUACACAAAGAAGUUCAAAGAGUCUUAGAGAAAGCACCUGGAACGGGUACGUUCAAAGCACCCAAAAAGCCAAGUACAUCCAGAUCGGCAAAGGUAGCAACGAGUGCUGAUGAAAGUGUGUUGGAUGCUUUGGAUCAUCUUUUGGAAUCACUUGAGGAAGCAAAACGAAGUACUUUACCUGCGCAAAUUUUAACCGCACAACUGCAACAAAAGGUGACAAAAUGCAGCAAGACGAUCAACGAUAAGCACAAGGAAUACUACAAUGCUUUAAGCAAAUUGGGAAAAGCACUCGAUAAGAAAUUCGUCAUUCCUAUAGAUGGAGUAGCCGACGCAAACUUAUUCCAGAAUGAAGAUGCACAAAGAGCACUCAAUCGAGUCAUCCGAGACCAUUUGGAGAGAAGCGGAGAGUGGGAAGUGGCACGCAUGUUCGAACAAGAGGCAAAGAUGAACAAAAUGGAUUCAUUCUUACCAUCUGGUACUUUUCAAAUGUUGCAUAAUAUCACCACAGAGAUCAAAAGGGGGGAACUCAGUCAAGCAAUUGCAUGGGCCACGCAAGAAUCCGACUUCUUGGCUGCUCGUAGAAGUCCUCUAGAAUUCAACCUACAUCGAAGCCGGUUCAUUCGAAUCGCACUCGGAAUGGAACGAUGGUCUCCCUCUUCAGGCGGAUAUGAAACAGAAGGGGAUGAAUUACACGAGAUACCCUCAACAUAUGCGGCAUUACGAUAUGGACAACAAUACCUCGUUUCAAGAAAAGGAGCGCGAUUAGAAGAGAUUCAAAAGCUGUUCACAUUUCUUCUUUUCCUUCAUGAUGUCAGAGAAGCAUUGCCAAGGGAGCUUUUGUUGGCACGUAUACCCGAACCAUAUCACAUCUUUCUCGAUGAGGAUGAAAUGCAUGGACAUUCACUUGCUCCAUUGUUUCAACGUGAAUUCACAGCAAGACAAGGUGUUGCACGAGAAGCGCCUUUGAAGGUUGCUGUUGAAGUUGGAGCAAGUGGUGCACUAAAUAUAAUUAUCAAAGUACGAACACUAAUGAAAGAAAAAGGUAACGAAUGGAGUCAAGCUGAUGAAUUACCGGUAGAGAUUCCACUUCCAGCCCAUUUACGAUUUCAUAGCAUCUUUGCUUGUCCUGUUUCCAAAGAGCAAGGAACGGAAGAGAAUCCACCGAUGAUGAUGCAAUGCGGACAUGUUGUCUGUCAAGAAUCUUUGACUAGACUUGGAAAAGGCACCGGACGAGUAAAGUGUCCUUAUUGUCCGAUCGAAUCAACUGUUUCGCAGGCAGAUCGGGUAUAUUUCUGA
Messenger RNA from Meira miltonrushii, 1305 nucleotides. RefSeq lists its product as uncharacterized. The transcript has 2 exons. Bases 1 to 1305 code for a protein of 434 amino acids. NCBI's taxonomy places the organism in Eukaryota, Fungi, Basidiomycota, Exobasidiomycetes, Exobasidiales, Brachybasidiaceae. Gene Ontology annotation, cellular component: GID complex; nucleus; cytoplasm. Gene Ontology annotation, molecular function: ubiquitin protein ligase activity; protein binding. Gene Ontology annotation, biological process: proteasome-mediated ubiquitin-dependent protein catabolic process. The record is from RefSeq and is a predicted model, not a curated record.